AUGCUGUUCUUCACGGCUGCACGUGCCAGACAACCCUUCAUCCCCAUCCCCCACAGACAACCCUUCAUCCCUACCCCCCACAGACAACCCUUCAUCCCUACCCCCCACAGACAACCCUUCAUUUCCAACCCCGACAGACACCCCUUCAUUCCCACGACCACAGACAACCCUUCAUCCCCAACCCUAAAAGACAACCCUUCAUCCCCACCCCCCACAGAAAACCCUUCAUCCCCACCCCCCACAGACACCACUUCAUCCCUACCCCCCACAGACAACCCUUCAUGCCCACCCCCACAGACAACCCUUCAUCCCCACAGACAACCCCUCUUCCUCAUCCCCCACAGACAACCCUUCAUCCCCACCCCCGACCCCAUUUUGGACAACCCUUCAUCAACACCCCCACAGACACCCCUUCAUCUCCACCCCCCACAGACACCCCUUCAUCCCCAUCCCCCACAAACACCCUUCAUCCCCACAGACAACCCUUCAUCUCCACCCCCCACAUACACCCCUUCAUCUCCACCCCCCACAGACAACCCUUUAUCCCCACCCCCCACAAACACCCUUCAUCCCCUGAGACAACCCUUCAUCCCCACCCCCACAGACAACCCUUCAUCCCCACCCCCCGACCCCAUUUUCGACAACCCUUCAUCCCCCAUCCCCACAGACACCCCUUCAUCCCCACCCCCACAGACACCCCUUCAUCCCCACCCCCACAGACACCCCUUCAUCCCCGCCCCCGACCCCAAUUUGGACAACCCUUCAUCACCACCACCCACAGACACCCCUUCAUCCCCACAGAAAACCCUUCCCACAUACAACCCUUCAUCUCCAACCCCCCCCCCCCCCCACAGACACCCCUUCAUCCCCACCCCCACAGACAACCCUUCAUCCCCACUCCCACAGACAACCCUUCAUCUCCAUCCCCCCCACAGACACCCCUUCAUCCCCACCCCCACAGACAACCCUUCAUCCCCACUCCCACAGACAACCCUUCAUCUCCACCCCCCCCCCCACAGACACCCCUUCAUCCCCCCCCCCACAGACACCCCUUCAUCCCCCACCCCCACAGACACCCCUUCAUCCCCCUACCCCACAGACAACCCCUCGUCCACAUCCCCCACAGACAACCCCUCGUCCACAUCCCCCACAGACAACCCUUCAUCCCCACUCCCACAGACAACCCUUCAUCUCCACCCCCCCCCCCCACAGACACCCCUUCAUCCCCCCCCCCACAGACACCCCUUCAUCCCCCACCCCCACAGACAACCCUUCAUCCCUACCCCCCCACAGACACCCCUUCAUCCCCCUACCCCACAGACAACCCCUCGUCCACAUCCCCCACAGACAACCCUUCAUCCCCAUCCCCCGACCCCAUUUUGGACAACCCUUCAUUUCCACACCCCACAGACACCCCUUCAUCCCCACCCCCACAGACAACCCUUCAAUUGGAUAAUCCUGUGGUUUGAUUGA
This is a messenger RNA of Haliotis rufescens (red abalone), 1473 nucleotides long. RefSeq names its product extensin-like. The record is from RefSeq and is a predicted model, not a curated record. The transcript is spliced from 2 exons. Lineage: Eukaryota; Metazoa; Mollusca; Gastropoda; Lepetellida; Haliotidae. Bases 1 to 1473 code for a protein of 490 amino acids.